Canariomyces notabilis is the source of this 2489-nucleotide messenger RNA. RefSeq lists its product as uncharacterized. The record is from RefSeq and is a predicted model, not a curated record. Bases 457 to 2181 code for a protein of 574 amino acids. The transcript has 3 exons. Gene Ontology annotation, biological process: sodium ion export across plasma membrane; proton export across plasma membrane; regulation of membrane potential. Gene Ontology annotation, molecular function: sodium:proton antiporter activity. NCBI's taxonomy places the organism in Eukaryota, Fungi, Ascomycota, Sordariomycetes, Sordariales, Chaetomiaceae. Gene Ontology annotation, cellular component: plasma membrane.
UAUCUCUGAUGAUAAAGACGUCGGAUCUGUCGGCCGCGGUGGACAGCGGCCAACAUGUCGUCGAGCAAAGUUUGGGUUGUUCUUCCCCCGACCCACUCUUUACCAUCCUGGGCUUCUGCAAAAACUCGGUGAAAUCAAGCAGUGUCGCUCGACUCCGCUUGCCACCCACGUUGUGGCUCCGUCGAAGCUGAUUUGCAUCGGGUGUCGGCUCCGGUCUGUAGUGCAAGACUUCGAGUUCUCGAUAUUGCAUCCCAAUUCCCUGCGGCCAAACAUAACACUCUACAGACUACAGUAUCACACUCUGAUUCUCGGCCCCCAUGGUUCAAUAACACUGGCUUUUCGCUGCUACGGUUUCGUACGCGGCUUGGCGUAGUAGAAGGCAUUGCUGCAUCUGUCAAUGUCUAUUGUGGACGAAACAAGCAGCGAGCUUGACCACGGUCAUUAAAAAGAGCAAAAAUGCCGACUUUGGCGGUCACCAACUUCAACAUUGCCGUCAGCGUCCUCGGAGGAUGGAUCUCGUUGUUCGGCUUGGUUUCGUACCUCUGCAAAGAGAGCCUCUACCUUUCUGAAGCUCUCAUCUCGCUCCUCGCCGGCGUCGCCUUCUCGCCGCGUGCGGCCAACCUGAUCCGGCCGCUCGAGUAUGGCCUGGGUUCUGAGGAAAACCUCGAUGCCAUCACUCUGAACUUCUCACGCCUGGUGCUCGGCGUGCAGCUCGUCCUGGCCGGCGUCCAGCUGCCGAGCCGGUACCUGAAGAAGCAGUGGAAGCCCCUGGCCAUCCUGGUCGGCCCCAUCAUGACGGCCAUGUGGGUGGCCACGAGCCUGCUCGUCUGGGGGCUCGUCCCGGGCCUCACUAUCCUCCAGGCGCUGGCCAUCGGCGCGUGCGUGACACCCACCGACCCCGUGCUGUCGGCCGUCAUCGUCAAGGGCCGCUUCGCCGACAACAACCUGCCCAAGGAGCUGCAGCAUCUCAUCACGGCCGAGUCCGGCGCCAACGACGGGCUGGGCUACCCGUUCCUCUUCUUCGCGCUGUACUUGAUCAAGUACGUGGGCAGCGACGGGUCGUCGGCCGGCGGUGCCGCGGGCGCGGGCACGGCCAUGGGCCUCUGGUUCGGCGAAACGUGGGGGUACACGGUCCUGCUCAGCAUCGUCUACGGCGCGGCGGUGGGCUGGCUGGCCAAGCGGCUGCUGCACUGGGCCGAGGAGCGCAAGUGGGUCGACCGCGAGAGCUUCCUCGUCUUUGCCAUCUCGCUGGCGCUCUUUAUUCUGGGCACGUGCGGCAUGAUUGGCAGCGACGACGUGCUCGCCUGCUUCAUUGCGGGCAAUGUCUUCACUUGGGACGACUGGUUCCGGCUCGAGACGGCCGAUGACUCGCUGCAGCCCACCAUCGACAUGCUGCUCAACGUCUCCGUUUUUAUGUGGUUUGGUGCCGUGUGCCCAUGGGACGCGUUUGUGCACAACUCGUCCGUGUCCAUCGGUAGGCUUGUUGCCUUGGGCAUUUUGGUGCUCUUGUUUCGGCGGCUGCCGUGGGUGUUUGCGGUGCACCGAUUCAUACCCCAGAUCGAGGCAGUCAAGCAGGCGAUAUAUGUCGGCUUCUUCGGCCCGGUAGGGGUAUCGGCCAUCUUUUACCUUUACAUUACCCUAGAGUUUCUGCAUACAAUAGAAGUAGACGGCGAGCUUCGGGAGGAUGUCAGGAAGAUGCCGGAACAAGUUUCUGUGGUGGUGUGGUUCAUAGCAAUCUGCAGCAUUGUGGUCCACGGGCUCACGGUUCCGCUAGGAAGGCUGUGGUUCUAUAUCCCACAGACCCUCUCACGGGGUGGGCGGUCAACUGACGCUGGAACUGACGUGCCUCCCUUCACGCUUGGCAGCAGAGUGACCACGUUUGCCAUUCGUCGGCCAAGAUCAAGCGGGGAACUACAGGUUUCCCUGAGAGCCGCUCCACCCGAGCCCGAGCGACCCGUCUUUAGGGUCGGCGGUAAUGUCAUCCCCAAGCGUCAUGAGGGCGCAGAGGCGGAGGUCGGGGAGGUGAGGAUUCGAGCAGAGGGGCCGGAGUCGAGCGAAACGGUCACGAGUAGCGCUGCGGAAACGGUGCGAGUGUCGUUUGCCCAACCUCCGACUCCUCGCAAUGGCGAAGCGCGGACCCUCGAAGCAGAGGCAACGACAAAAUCGACUGCUCAGCAAUGAUAGAGUUAGGGGUACACCCCUGGCAGGCUAUUCGCAUCGCUGUGUUCACUUAAGGGGCAGAGUACAGGCCGCAUCACGUACCGCGCCAGGAGCAGCCUCGCGGUCCUAAAAGCCGGCGGUUUGCCCGUCGAGAUACAUAGUUAAAGUUAUUCUUGAGCCCGCGGGAAUCGGCUACGGCCGAUUCACCGAUGCUUCUGGAUCCCACUAGGACAUGCACGCAGCAGUUGAGACCCUGUAGCAGCGCAUAUGCCCUUAGCCGAGUUCGGCACAAUAUAUGCAAUGUACAUAAUAUAAUGUAGUGUGAAACC